AGCGGCUGAAAGGCGGAAGUGGAGGCCGGAGCCUGGGACACCGCUGGGGGGGGGGAGAGGAGCGAAGCCUGUCCGAGCCGCGGCCCCGAGUAACGCCGCCGUCCCCGGAGCCACCUUGGAGGCCCCCCUCCCCACAAGUGCCUCUUUGUACCACACCGGCCUCCACCCCGCGCUCACUGGUCCCACCACACGCAACAGACCAUGGCGGGUCGGGGAGGCGCAGCGCGACCCAAUGGACCAGCCGCCGGAAACAAGAUCUGUCAGUUUAAGUUGGUCCUGCUGGGGGAGUCUGCAGUGGGCAAGUCCAGCCUUGUCCUCCGCUUCGUCAAGGGGCAAUUUCACGAGUACCAAGAGAGCACAAUUGGAGCGGCCUUUCUCACACAGACCGUCUGCUUGGACGACACGACGGUGAAGUUCGAGAUCUGGGACACAGCCGGCCAGGAGCGGUAUCACAGCCUCGCCCCAAUGUACUACCGGGGGGCCCAGGCUGCCAUUGUGGUAUAUGACAUCACCAACACAGACACAUUUGCACGGGCCAAGAACUGGGUGAAAGAGUUACAGAGGCAGGCCAGCCCCAAUAUCGUCAUUGCACUCGCAGGCAACAAGGCAGACCUGGCCAGCAAGAGAGCCGUGGAGUUCCAGGACGCACAAGCCUAUGCAGACGACAACAGUUUGCUGUUCAUGGAGACCUCAGCAAAGACUGCAAUUAACGUGAAUGAAAUUUUCAUGGCAAUAGCCAAGAAGCUUCCCAAGAACGAGCCCCAGAAUGCAGCUGGUGCUCCAGGCCGGAACCGGGGUGUGGACCUCCAGGAGAACAACCCAGCCAGCCGGAGCCAGUGCUGCAGCAACUGAGCCCUCUGCCUGCCCACUGCUCCCGCCUCCUCCGCCUGGAUGACCCGACUGGAAUCCACUCUAACCAAUCGCACUUAACGCUUCGGGCCGCUGGGGGCAGGGAGAGGCUCCACCAUGAUUUCUCUAUGUAACUUUGAUCAUAGGCCGGAGUGAGCUAUUCCACCCGCACCUUUCUGUACAAAUACUAAUUCAAUUUUAAGUCUUAAGUCACUUUUUUAAUAUAUAUGAUCUGCUCUUCCCACUUCCUCCCCUCUCUGCUGGUCUCCCACUUGUCCUUUGCUGGGAGUAGCCAUGUGCUCCCGGACCCCGCCCUUGUCCAAGGGCACAGGGACGAGGGGUUGGAGUGGUUUCCCUUCCUUUCCCUCCCGUCCAGCAGCCGACUCCACAGGAGCAUCCACGCCCUCCCCUCAUGUGGAGCCGUCUCCCUUGGCUGGGGGCAGUGGGGCAAGCCUCGGGACAGGGGACGGAAUGGCAGCUCCUCCCUGCGUAGUGGCUGGCCUCAGGCCCCUGGCGCCCCACUCGGGGAGACCCCGCAGCAUUACCACAGCAUUACCGUGACAGCCACGAGCCCAUUGCCCAUGACCCCUCCACCCUCGGUCACCCCAACCUCUGGCUCUGAGCCCGGUUCCGACCAAAUCACGAUGAUGAGUAUUUGGGGGUGGGUGGGAGAGGGGGGGAGCGGGAGGGGAUGGAACCAACUUUUUCUGUAUUUUGUAUUGUAUGUUUUCUUCAACAUGUAACCAAUCAGUAUCUUGUCAAUAUAGUCAGCCGAUCAGUGGACCUCA
Molecule: messenger RNA, 1637 nt
Organism: Ochotona curzoniae (black-lipped pika)
Lineage: Eukaryota; Metazoa; Chordata; Mammalia; Lagomorpha; Ochotonidae
Gene: RAB5C
Product: RAB5C, member RAS oncogene family
Exons: 6
Coding region: 202-852 (216 amino acids)
Molecular function (GO): GTP binding; GTPase activity
Source: RefSeq, a predicted model, not a curated record